This is a messenger RNA of Ipomoea triloba (trilobed morning glory), 777 nucleotides long. RefSeq names its product transcription repressor OFP6-like. NCBI's taxonomy places the organism in Eukaryota, Viridiplantae, Streptophyta, Magnoliopsida, Solanales, Convolvulaceae. The coding region runs from base 69 to 614 and encodes 181 amino acids. The record is from RefSeq and is a predicted model, not a curated record. Gene Ontology annotation, biological process: negative regulation of DNA-templated transcription. The transcript has a single exon.
AUAUAUACUAGCUAGCAUACCUUGCUUCUAAGCUUCUCACCUUCAUUAUUUCAUUCUACAACAAUACAAUGUCGUCGACCCAUAAAAAGAAGAUUAUACUCAGCAAUAUCACCGUGAAACUAGGCUGCAGCAGCAGCUGUUCCAGGCCCAAAGACUCCACCGUUUUCCAACCAAAACCGCUGCACCGCCGCCGCCGCCGCCGCCACCAUUCCAAAUUCCGCGGCGACCCCAACCACUGCUCUUCCAGUUCGGUGGAAAGGUCAGCAACCACCUUCUCCUCCGGCGACUCCGAUAUCAGGGCCCUGAAGGCGGUGCAGGGCUUCGGGAGGAUCGACGGCGAGGGCGUGGCCGUGGAGAAGGACUCCAGCGACCCCUACCUCGAUUUCCGGCAGUCCAUGCUUCAGAUGAUCCUGGAGAGAAACAUUUACUCCAAGGACGACCUCAAGGUCCUCCUCAAUUGCUUCUUGCAGCUCAAUUCCCCUUACUAUCACGGCAUCAUCGUCCGAGCGUUCACCGAAAUCUGGUACGGGAUUUUCUCGGCGAGGCAGCCUCCGCCGGCGGCGGCGGUGGAAGGAGGAGGAGGAGGGAAAGAGUGUGCAUCACGUGACUUUUAGGUGAGGCACGUGACGCCCGUAUCGUUAGUCGUCUACUAACUUUUCUGUUUUGGGUUGAGUAGCCGGUGGAGUAUACAAAUGUGGACCCCUUAAUGUAUUUUGAUUAAUUUGAGUGAUAUAUUAAUAGGAAUAUAUAAAUAUAAGUAUAAUGUGUUUUAUCUAA